This is a messenger RNA of Rotaria sp. Silwood2, 2349 nucleotides long. The record is from the annotation of a GenBank genome assembly. Lineage: Eukaryota; Metazoa; Rotifera; Eurotatoria; Philodinida; Philodinidae.
AUGGCCACACAUCACAUUGAAAAUGAAACUCAAAGCAAUCAAUAUUAUUUUGAUGCUAACAGUAAUGCUGCUUCACAAGCACACAAAACGACACAAGAUUCAACGCAUGGUUUACCUGUAUCAGUCACCACAAUAGCUAAUUCAAAUGAAUUUACAUCAUAUCCUGCUGGUGUUUCAGGCUUACGUGCACAACAUCAACAAAUACGGCCAGACCGUAAUGUAUAUGUAGAAGGCGAUCCAUAUCAAUCACCACAACAACAUCAAUCUGUAGCUGGAUUUAAUAAAAGUGUAUCUCAACAACAAUAUCCAUCUUCUUCACCGUCUUCACAUCAAGUCAAAGCUACUGUACGAACAGUAAAUGUUCAAGAUCAACAACAACAGCAACAAACAUCACCACAAAGACAACAACAGGCUUAUGCAAAUUAUGAACAACAAAUUUCACCGCAAUCAUCACAAGUUUUAUCUCAACAUCAACAAUAUCCAUAUGAAUCGCGUCAGCAAGUUGGACAACCAGCAGGUGUUUCAGGCUAUUAUCAAGUGCCAAGUUCUACUCAACAUACACAUCAAGAAAUAGAUCAACGAGUAGAAAGUCCAUCUCGAGGUCGCGAUCAACAUGUACAGGCUCAACAGGUACCAGUUCGAAUAGUAUCUACUAACUCACACCAACAAUCUGAGAAUAGUGGUAGUCAUCAACAACAACAACCACAACAACAACAACAUUCACCCCCUCAACCUUCGAAACAACCACAACAACAACAACAUUCACCACCUCAACCUUCGAAACAAUCACAGCACCAGCAAGAAGAUCAACUUCAACAAUAUUAUAGUCAAUUGACUCCCGAACAAUAUCAACAACUGUUACGUCAACAACAAAUUCAAAGACAACAACAAGAGGAACAAAAACGUCAACAACUUGCUCAACAACAAUAUUAUAUACAACAAGAACAAGAACGACAACGUACUGAACCACAACAAUAUCAACCAAGUCGUUCAACUCAAGAAUCUCAACAUUAUGAUGAGCAUCAACAACGACGAGUUUAUCAAACUUCAUCGAAUCAAGAACAACAAUAUCAUCAACAAGGUCAAGAUCAACAUGAUGCGUAUCAUUAUCGACCUCAACAAGUUCAAACAACUGUUUCAUCUAAUGUCACUCAGGAUUCUUAUCGACAACAACAACAACAACAACAACAACAACAACAACAACAUGGUCAACAAGUUCAAUCCGAUGCUUAUCAUGAGCAGCAACGUCAAGUUGCUGCUCAACAAUCACCAUCAUCAUCUACUUAUCAACAAGAACAAUAUCGUUCGACAGUUGGUGUUAGUGGAGGACAACAAUAUCAACAAGUAUCUCCAAAUCAGCAACAACAUGUUCGAACGGAUUCGGAACGACAACGCCAAGACGAGCAAGAUUAUUAUGCCGCACAAUUGGCUCGUCAACAACAACAAGAACGAGAACAUGCUGCUCAACGUGCUCAACAGCAACAAGAACGAGAAUAUGCUGCUCAAAUUGAAGCUUCUCAACGUCAACAAGUUACUUCAAGAAUUCAACAACAGCAAUAUCAAGAACCACAACAACAACAAACUAUACAAUCUCAACAACCUGCACAACCAGUUGGAAUUCGAGGUCUUAGGAGUAAAUUUACUGGUCCAACAACAAUUCCAACAUAUGAACCAAAACCUAAAAGUACAACAACACACCAAUAUUCUACUUCGACUCAUACAUCAUCGAGUGGACCACGUCAAACAACAACAACGACUCAUUCUUCAAAAACCAUGUCAAUGACAUAUUCAGCAUUACCAAAAUCUCAAGAACCACCUGUAAAUAGUGCUGAAUAUUAUCAAAUGUUACAACACGGAAAUAUUAAUAAUACAUCAUCAAAUGUUCAACAAUCGGCUGCUCCACCACAUAUUCAAGGUCCUCCACCUGGUUUUGAUGCAUUACGUGGUCGUUUUAAAAGUGGAUCCGUUUCUGAAACUAUAAAUCCAAUACAAGAAAUACGUCGACAACAACAAUCGAAUACAGGUAAUAAUAGUCUAUCAUCAUUACGUGAUCAAUAUAUGAAUCGAGCAAAAGAAUCAACACAAGCUCAAGAAGAAUCAUUCUCACAGAGAAUUCAAACUGUAUCUCGAUCAACUGUUACUACAGGUCAAUCUUCACAAAAUCAAAAACAAACAUCAAGUGUAGCACAUGUUUCUCAACAUGACGAACCACAUUUACAAAGUCAAAGUAUUGAUGAUCAAGCAGUUUCAUCUGAUGCUGCUCUUGCUGAAGGUGGUUCAUCAUCAGGUGCAUCACCUUUUGAAAAUGAUACUAAUUUAACUGCAACUAUCACUACAUCAGCACCAUAA